UAAGAUGUUUCUCUUUCCUUCUUCAGUUCUACAGUAGUAGUACCUGCAUCUCUCUAAAAAAUCCUAAAAUCACACCACCUCCUCCACCACCACCACCACCACCUGUGCACUAAUGCGCAUGUUAGCUGUCUCUCUGCAAUCAUCACCACCCUUCAAUCCCAUGCAUUUAUUAUAUUAUUACUAUAAUGCGCCUCUUUUAAAUGCUUCUUUCUCUCUCUUUCUUCUAGCUUGACCUACGCUUCGAGGCCUUACUGGCUCUACCUUCUGCCUCACUGACUUCUGCCUUAAAUGGAUCUGUGUGCCCCUUUUACGCAGGCUUUCCUUCUUAUAACUGCACUCUUUCGUUUUUAAAUUGUCUCGUUUCGUUCUCGAUCUUAUUCUUAUGUCAUUUCCGAAACGUUUCGUUUCAUUCUUAUCCGCUCCUAGUCCCGAUCGGGUCCCGCAUUUCCUCUCCGACCCGAGCUGCUCUAAAUUGGAGCUUCUGCAGCUCUCAUUGACUGAUCCUUGCUUGCUGUCUCGUGCAUUUGUGUGAUCCAUGCUGUUUUAGUCAACAAAAUGAAUCCUCUCUGCUGCAUUGCUCCUGUUUCCAUCGAUCGGGAUCGAGCUAACCCGGUUGUGGCCAAAUCUGUUAGCCAGUCUCAGUUAAGUAUCGAAAAUUCUGUUAGAACAGUCAACCAUAGCUCUAAACCGAGUUUCUCUGCUCAGGCAUCAUCGGUGGGGACUGAUUUGGACAGGUCUUCAGGCGUUGGGAAUCAAGACUUUGAAGAUUCGGUAAAUGAAGCUAGGGAUUCGAAAAUGUAUAAUGUGAACGGCAGCGUCAGUAGCUCUGUGGCGGGGAUUCUUUACAAAUGGGUAAAUUACGGCAAGGGAUGGAGAUCGAGAUGGUUUCUGCUUGAAGAUGGUGUGCUAUCUUAUUACAAGAUUCAUGGACCUGACAAGAUUCUUAUGAGUCCGGCGAGAGAGAAGGAUGUUAGGGUGAUCGGAGAGGAAUCCUUGAGAUACAUGAAAAAAGCUAAUUGGAGUAGUAAUCGGCGCGCCGUGGGUGCCGCAGCAUCCGCUAGGCAGUGCAAGCCAUUUGGCGAAAUUCAUUUGAAGGUAUCUUCAGUUCGGGCAAGCAAAUCAGAUGAUAAAAGACUUACCAUUUUCACCGGAACAAAAACUCUUCACUUGCGAUGCAUAUCAAGAGAGGAUAGAAUAGCAUGGCUUGAGUCAUUGCAGGCGGCUAAAGACCUUUACCCUAGAGUGUUAUCAAGCAAUGACUUUUCACCUUAUGAAGAUAUUGUUGUUUCAACUGAGAAGCUAAAAUUACGGUUACUGCAGGAAGGCAUUGGUGAGGCAGUCAUCAAAGACUGUGAGUCAAUUAUGCUCUCAGAAACCUCUGAGUUGCAAAGUCAGUUGAAGGCUCUUCAACGCAAGCACAUAAUGUUGUUAGACACAUUGAGGCAAUUGGAGACUGAGAAAAUAGAGCUGGAAACCACUGUAGUGGAUGAGACAAAGGAACGUGAGUCAUACUGUGGACAAGCAAAUAGAAGAUUUAGUGAUUUCUAUUCUGUUAUGUCGGAGGGUAGUCCAAGUGAUUCUGAAGCUGAUAAUGAAAGUCAAGAUGGAGCCGAUGUUGAAACGGAUGAAGAUGAUGGCAUAUUUUUUGAUACAAACGACUUUUUGUCUUCAGAAGCUCUAAGAAGUGCUUCCUACAGGAGUAGGGAAACCAUGGGCAAUGCUUGUAUGUAUGAUAAAGACCCAUUUUUUUCUGAUAAUUUACAUGGAGCAUUUGAGAAGAGAAUCAGGACUAUUCAAUAUCCGUAUGUUAAAAGAAGAGAUAAUUUGCCAGAACCAAAGGAAAAAGAGAAGCCUGUUGGCUUGUGGUCAAUUAUUAAGGACAAUAUUGGAAAGGACCUGUCUGGAGUUUGUCUUCCUGUUUAUUUUAAUGAACCACUCUCAUCACUGCAGAAGUGCUUUGAAGAUUUGGAAUAUUCGUACUUGGUCGAUCGAGCACUGGAAUGGGGGAAGCAGGGGAAUGACUUAAUGAGAAUUCUGAACAUUGCUGCUUUUGCUGUAUCUGGUUAUGCCUCAACGGAAGGUCGGCAGUGCAAACCCUUCAACCCUCUCCUCGGAGAGACAUAUGAGGCUGACUAUCCAGAUAAAGGUCUUCGUUUUUUCUCAGAAAAGGUAAGUCACCACCCAAUGAUUGUUGCUUGUCACUGUGAGGGGAGAGGCUGGAAAUUCUGGGCAGACUCCAAUCUCAAAGGCAAGUUCUGGGGGCGUUCUAUUCAGCUUGAUCCUGUCGGCGUCCUCACCCUGCAGUUUGAGGAUGGCGAGACCUUCCAAUGGAGCAAGGUCACCACUUCUAUAUACAACAUUAUACUGGGAAAACUUUAUUGUGACCACUAUGGCACCAUGCGGCUCAAAGGGAGUGGCAAGUACUCCUGUAAGCUUAAGUUCAAAGAGCAGUCCAUCAUAGACCGAAAUCCACAUCAAGUUCAUGGAUUUGUACAAGAUAAUAGAACUGGAGAGAAGGUCGCAAUGUUGGUCGGAAAGUGGGACGAAGCAAUGUACUAUGUGCUAGGGGAUCCAACUACAAAGCCAAAGGGGUAUGAUCCAAUGACAGAAGCUGUCUUGCUCUGGGAAAGAGACAAAGCUGUUAACAAGACAAGAUACAAUCUCACCCCUUUUGCAAUAUCCUUGAAUGAACUGACUCCUGGCUUGUCGGAGAAAUUGCCUCCUACUGACUCAAGACUAAGGCCAGAUCAGAGACACCUAGAAAAUGGGGAGUAUGAGUUGGCAAAUGCAGACAAGUUGAGACUUGAACAGUUACAAAGACAGGCAAGAAAGUUACAGGAAAGAGGCUGGCAGCCAAGAUGGUUUGAAAAGGAUGAUGAAGGUCGUUAUCGGUACAUAGGUGGUUAUUGGGAAGCAAGAGAGAGAAAGAAUUGGGACGGAAUCCCUGAUAUAUUUGGCCAAAGUAGCGAUUCAACUUCAUGUCUGGUCGAAGAAUGAUUGCCUUGGUUUCUCUACUCUUCUUUUUAUCGUUUUGCUUUAUUAAUCCAAUAUCCACCAUUGGGAACUGAAAAUGUGAUUUUAGACGUAGCUUCUUGCGCAGUUACUCAUAGAAUGCCAAAAGUUCAAGUGCAGUCACCCUAGUAAAUUAGUUCAUCUCAGUUCUUAUCGAGGGAUAAUUUAUUUAUUUUGGCGCUUACUCUUAUAAACUCUUUGUUUUGUCCGUCUGUUGUGCUUAUAUUAAUUAAUUAAUUAAUAAAUAUUAUAAAGUUUGUCGGCCA
Messenger RNA from Jatropha curcas, 3278 nucleotides. RefSeq names its product OSBP(oxysterol binding protein)-related protein 1D (gene ORP1D). NCBI's taxonomy places the organism in Eukaryota, Viridiplantae, Streptophyta, Magnoliopsida, Malpighiales, Euphorbiaceae. Gene Ontology annotation, molecular function: sterol binding. Gene Ontology annotation, cellular component: cytosol; membrane. The record is from RefSeq and is a predicted model, not a curated record.